AUGUCGUCAAAUACAGAAGAUCAAGUGAUAAAGAAAAUAUUAAAAAAGACCUGCUCAACAGUUCAAAAUUCUACAUGGUUAUAUUGUGGAAACAACUUGGGUUGGGCUGCUAAAAAAAGAACUGUCUGUUGUAAAAUUGAAUACAUUAAUGCAAUACCUCACUUUCGAAUCAAGUAUGGUUCUAAUUUUCAACAUGUUAUUUCUUUAACUCAAUCCACAUCAAAUGCAACACUUAAAUAUGAACAAAUUUUAAAUCCAGAAACUAAAGCUAUUAUUUCAGAAUCUCUUUUAUUUGGAUUGCAAUUAGACAGUGUACGUAAAGUACGUAAAUUAAGAAAAAGAGAAAAUUUAAUCAAACUAGCUCUCAACUGUACUCCUUUGAUGCUUGAAAAAUAUGCUAAAAAAAUUGCAACAAAAGUACAAUCUAAUUUCAAAAAAGAUGUUAAGAAAAUUUAUUACAAAUCUGAUCAAAUUGUAUUAAAGAAUAUUGAAUUUUCUGUUAAUGAAAAUGAUUAUUUUCAAGUAAAUUUUGGUUCUGAAGAUGAAGCUAAUAAAGCCCACCAACUCUAA
Molecule: messenger RNA, 570 nt
Organism: Funneliformis caledonium
Lineage: Eukaryota; Fungi; Glomeromycota; Glomeromycetes; Glomerales; Glomeraceae
Source: the annotation of a GenBank genome assembly